This is a messenger RNA of Diatraea saccharalis (sugarcane borer), 5854 nucleotides long. The record is from the annotation of a GenBank genome assembly. NCBI's taxonomy places the organism in Eukaryota, Metazoa, Arthropoda, Insecta, Lepidoptera, Crambidae.
GUUCUAUAGACGGAAAAUUAUCGAGUUUGUAUUGCAAUAUAGUAGCGCGAAUGGAAUGGAACAGCUCACAGCUGAUAACACUGUACCAAAAUGUCAAUAACAGUCAAUGACGUUUCCUUGUCGAAAAUUAUUGUUUUAUCUACCUUCUUUCUAAAAUGAAUUUAAUAAUUUUGGAACUCGUGGUGAAAUAAUUUAAUGUAACAGUUUAUUCGAAAAUACAAUUAUAAAACGACUUAAUAAAAAAUGACUACGAAAGAACUUUACACGAAGGGUGCCCGAAUAUGGGUGGAGCAUCCAGAAAAAGUAUGGGAGAGUGCUACGGUCACCUCGGACUACAGGUCCGGUGUCCUAAUUGUGAAACUCGAUCAGUCUGGAGAUAUACGACAAAUAAAGAUAACAGAUGAAAAGCAGAUGCCACCCCUGAGAAAUCCAUCUUUACUCAUUGGUCAAAAUGAUCUCACUUCACUGUCUUACUUGCAUGAGCCCGCUGUGCUACAUAACCUUAAAGUCAGAUUCUGCGAUCGUAACGCCAUUUACACAUAUUGCGGGAUUGUAUUGGUCGCUAUCAACCCCUACUAUGAUUUACCGAUUUAUGGCGAUGAGACCAUUAUGGCAUACCGAGGGCAAUCUAUGGGUGACCUUGACCCUCACAUAUUCGCGGUAGCAGAGGAGGCGUAUACAAAAUUAGAAAGAGAGAGGAGAGAUCAAAGUAUUAUUGUGAGUGGAGAGUCGGGAGCGGGUAAAACAGUAUCAGCCAAGUAUGCUAUGAGAUAUUUCGCUGCCGUCGGUGGUAACGCGAGCGAAACACAAGUAGAGAAAAAAGUGCUCGCCUCCAGUCCAAUUAUGGAGGCGAUAGGUAACGCUAAAACAACAAGAAACGACAACUCGUCACGUUUCGGAAAAUUCAUUGAGAUCCACUUCGACAACUCUUACCGGAUAUCCGGGGCUAGCAUGCGGACUUAUCUCCUUGAGAAAUCACGUGUAGUUUACCAGAGCGCGGGCGAGAGAAAUUAUCACAUAUUCUACCAGCUGUGCGCUGCCGGGGUUCAUAUGCCGGAAUUAAGGCUUGAUCACCAAGAUUCUUUUCACUACUUAAAUCAAGGCGGCAGUCCGAAUAUAGACGGUGUCGAUGAUCUCAGAGCAUUUAACGAAACCAGGAAUGCAUUAACCACACUAGGUGUGACAGAGACAGAACAACAGAACAUGUUCACGAUCCUGGCAGCCAUAUUGCAUUUAGGGAACGUGGAUUUUCAUGAAAGUGAUCCCGAUGUUAGCCCAGGACAAGAUGCACCUGAAGAAGGAGCUUAUAUCAGUUCCAGCGACAAACACCUAUCUAUAGUUUGCUCGUUACUCGGGUUAUCGAAAGCGGAGCUAUUAAGAUGGCUGACACACAGACGUAUAGCAUCAGCCCACGAAGUUAUUGUGUCCAGAAUGGAUAUGCAGAGAGCUGUGUUCGCAAGAGACGCGCUAGCGAAGAGGCUGUAUGGAGAACUGUUCGCGUGGUUGGUGCAAGCGGUUAAUAGGGCAUUGGACACUGGACACGCCAAAAAGCACUUUAUUGGCGUCCUUGACAUCUACGGGUUCGAAACAUUUGAAAUUAACUCGUUCGAGCAGUUCUGCAUCAACUACGCCAACGAGAAGCUGCAGCAGCAGUUCAACUCGCACGUAUUCAAGUUAGAACAGGAUGAAUAUAUUAAGGAGGAAAUCUCAUGGAAAAUGAUAGAUUUCUACGACAACCAGCCGUGCAUAGAUUUGAUAGAGGACCGUUUAGGUGUCCUCGCUCUACUAGACGAGGAGUGUAGAGUCCCACAGGGUUCCGAUCAUGGAUUCGUUGCGAAAUUACAUGACAAAUGCGCAAAAUAUCCACACUUUAUGAAGCCACGCUUUGGGAAUGCUGCCUUCAUAAUAAAACACUUCGCCGACAACGUGGAGUACCAAUGCGGUGGUUUCCUAGAGAAGAACCGAGACACAGUGUCAGAGGAGCAAUUAGAGUGUAUUCGAUCAGCGACGUGUUGCCGUCUCAUUCACACUAUGCUUCAACCGGAUAGAGCGAUAGAGCAAACGUCCACGUUGCCGCCUCCGUCCCGAAGAAGAACUACUCCGUCCGUGCCGGUAGCGAGUUUGACGCAACCUCCACGGCGGGCUUCGGGACAGAAGCAAACGGUGGGUUCACAGUUCCGCGCUUCGUUAUUCGCACUGAUGGGUACACUGUCUGCCACCACUCCGCAUUACGUGCGAUGUAUAAAACCUAACGAUACUAAAGAAGCGUUCCAGUUCCAUCCGGCGAGAGCUGUUAACCAACUGAGAGCAUGCGGUGUAUUGGAGACUAUAAGAAUAUCAGCAGCGGGCUUCCCGUCGCGAUGGCUUUAUCAAGACUUCUUCCACAGAUAUCGCCUUCUCUGUCUCCAUAAGGAGAUCGACCGCGGCGACAUCAAAGGCACGUGUAGACGGAUUCUCGCAAAGCAUUUAAAGGACCCCGAUAAAUAUCAGUUCGGCAAAACUAAGAUAUUCUUUAGGGCUGGUCAGGUGGCUUACUUAGAAAAAAUUCGCGCCGACAUACAACGUCUAUACUGCGUUAGGGUUCAAAGUUGCGUGCGUCGAUUCGUCGCUCGGCAGAAAUAUUUGCGUCUCACGAAAGCGCUCAGAGGACUUCAAGCGAGAGCGAGAGGAUUUUUGGCCAGACGGAAAGCGCAAGAAGUACGUCGCAAUCGUGCCGCUAUCAAACUCCAGAAGAAUAUACGCGGUUGGUUAGCUCGCGUCAAGUAUCAGCGAUUGCGUAAACUCGCUAUUGGAAUACAAGCCGUUGGUAGAGGAUACUUGGCCAGAAGGCUAUAUCGGGAUAGAAGGAGGAUUAAAGCGCUUAUUGAAAUACAGAGAUUUGCUCGCGGCUAUAUCGCUCGACAGAAAGCAAAGCAGAUAAGACGACAGAUCGUCAUAGCACAGGCGGCUGUGCGUCGUUUCCUCGCUCGUCGCCAGUACAAACGUUUACGUAUAGAAGCUCGCAGCCUCGAUCACGUCAAAUCACUCAACAAGGGUCUGGAGAACAAGAUCAUCAGCUUGCAACAGAAACUGGGCACAGCCCUCGAGCGGGCUAAAGGCAUAGAACCAUUGCAGCAACAGAUCGUCGAACUCAGAGCAAAACUGGAAGUUUUAAAGUUAGUAGAAAUCGAGGCUAAAGCUUUGAAGGUUGGUAACCAUGACAAGGAUAAUCUGAUAGCCGCCCUUCAAGCAGAGUUGACAAAAGAGAAGGACAGUAAUAAACGCCUAAUAGAAGAGAAAGAGGAGAUAGAGAAGGCUUACAAGAAAGAGAGAGAAGAGUGGCAAGCGGAGAGUAAGAAACUGGAAGAGGAAUUGAGAAGUAAUAAAGAACAUUAUGACAUGGCUAUUGAAGAACGUGAUAAACAGCAUGAAUUGGAGAAGAAAACUUUAUGCGAAGAACUGGAAGCGGAAAGACAGAGUCGUCAAAAAUUAUUAUCCUCACAAUACGAAUUACAAGAGAGAUACGAUUCAUUGCAGAGAGCUCCACCUACCAAAGAACAUAGGAGAUCUUUGUCUGAUGCCAGCAACAAUUCUCAGCAAGAAACCACGGUGGAAGAUGAUUACGGGUAUGGUUCGGUGAGAUCUGUGGAGAGCACUCGACCUGCGCUAGAAGCCGUCAACUGGUCGGCAGGCUCACACAAUGGACCUGUGCCGAUCGCUGACGCGGGAUUGGUAUUGAGAAUGCAGAACAGAAUAUCAGCGUUGCAGAGCGAAUUGUCUAGAACGGCGAAACGUGCUAAUGACUUGGAAGAACGGCUCCUGAAUCGCCUCUCGUCACCUCCGUCAAAUCCUAACAUCGACCGUUUCAAGGUUGAAGAGUUGGAGAUAGAGAACAAGAAGCUUCGAGAACAUUUAGACCGACUGAGAGCAGCCGGUGAUAGUUUACUUGUAUCCAAAGAAGUUAUCGACCAACUGGGUGUAAUGCAACAAGAAUUGGACCGAAGACGUGACGAAUGCAUCCAAUUGAAGAGCGUACUCACAAAUCAGACGGUGAACCUAAAGUCGCUUGCUACUUCAAACUACGGCUCAGACGUGGAUAUUAUCAACGAAGACGGAGAAUUGGCGUCGGCAUACGAAGCACAGAAGGGCAUCAACAGACAACUACAAGAAGAGCUGACAGCAGAAAAGAAAUUCUAUUCGGAGCACAUAUCUAAGACUAAAGCAGAAAUUGACAGACUUCGAGAAGAAAAUGAGAAAUACCAGAAAUUGCUGAGUGCUGAUCUCAGUCAGGAACCCAAGAACAAAAACCAGGAGUUCGCACAGAAUGAAAUCAUUCGAUUGGCUGCAGAAAGCUUGGCAUUACAGGAACGCGUCGACAAGCUUUCGGAGAGUUGCCGCCGGUACAAGAACCAGAUAAGACUUUUGGUUAACAAACUAAAGGAGGUCGGUGUGGAAGAUGUCAAUGAUAUCCUGGAGAGUAAUGAUACAGUGGUAGCAGUGAAUUCAUCGUUGCCUCUAGAAGUCGCGCCAGUCACUCGUAAGAAGGAGCGCGAAUACCUCGGAAUGUUCGAGUACAGGCGGCAAGAUGAGCCUACUAUCAUCAAGAAACUUAUAACUGAUCUGAAGCCCAAAGUGGCAGUAACUCUUCUCCCUGGACUUCCCGCAUACAUUUUAUUCAUGAUGUUACGUCAUACGGACCAUGUAGACGAUGAACCUAAAAUGCAUCAGCUGAUGAAAGCUGUGCGUAUAGCAGUCAAGAAAACGGUCAAGAAGAGGAGCGACAGCGUCGAGUAUAACGCUCUGUGGCUAGCCAAUAUGCUUAGGUUACUGAACAACCUGCGUCAGUACAGCGGCGACGAGAUGUACCAGGUGUCUAAUACGCCGCGUCAGAACCAACAGUGCUUGCGCAUAUUCGAUCUGUCCCAGUACCGGCAGGUGGUCAGCGAUUGCGCCGUCUGGAUAUACCAGGGUCUGGUCCACCUGCUGGAGCGUCAGCUGGAGCGUUUGAUCGUGCCCGCGAUCCUGGAGCACGAGGAGAUCAAGGGUCUGUCGGGGCCUGCGCGGGCGCCGCCCGCCGCCCCCGCGCCCGGCCCCGCCCGCCUCAAGCAGGAGCUCUCCAACACUAGUGACGUACUGCGGCAGCACGCCGUCGCCCCACCCCUGGCCCUCAACAUAUUCAAACAGUUAUUCUACUACAUCUGCGCGUACAGCCUAAACCAGCUGUUGCUUCGCAAGGACUUGUGUUGUUGGGCAAAAGGACUCCAAAUCAGAUAUAACAUCUCCCACCUGGAGACCUGGAUCAAGGAACACCUGGCGGAGUACGGCCAGAAGAGCGUUGAAGAGAUCCUUGGAGUUCUGAAGCCGAUAACACAGGCCGUCCAAUUGCUGCAAGCUCGCAAAUCCAUGGCAGAUGUGCAGAGCACAGUCGACAUGUGUUCAGAUCUUACUGCUAUGCAAGUCUGCAAGAUCCUGAACAUGUACACUCCAGCGGAGGAAUACGAGGUGAAAGUGACGCGGGAAUUCAUACAUGAGAUACAGAAGAAGAUGCAGGAGAAGGCGGGACCAAACGCCGACAAGGAACCACAAAAUCUUUUGAUGGACUCCAAAAUGAUAUUCUCCGUACAAUUUCCGUUCGACCCAUCUCCCAUCCGCCUGGAGGCUAUCGAAUUGCCUGAAGUGCUCGAGUUAGAUGGAUUACUCGUCAAGAUAUAAACCAACGGUCAAGUGAGACAUGUUACGCUACAAGGACUGUUUUGUUUUUUAUUCAUCAUACGUUUAAAGUAAAAAGUGUUCUAUAAUCUGUUCUAAUGCCGGUGAAUAAAAUGAACAAUGGCUAAGUAUGUUGAGGGUAAACGAUAAAUUUGGCUAUCCAUAG